Molecule: messenger RNA, 2611 nt
Organism: Drosophila hydei
Lineage: Eukaryota; Metazoa; Arthropoda; Insecta; Diptera; Drosophilidae
Product: sodium-dependent nutrient amino acid transporter 1
Exons: 6
Coding region: 437-2380 (647 amino acids)
Biological process (GO): sodium ion transmembrane transport
Cellular component (GO): membrane
Molecular function (GO): L-amino acid transmembrane transporter activity
Source: RefSeq, a predicted model, not a curated record
UUGCGGCGUCGCUGCCAGCGAGGCGUCUGUUUUCGACGUUAUAGACAGCGUUUCUGUAGGCCCAAGCAGUUCGUUCAGUGAUCACUGGGCUUUUGACGCGUGCAGUUCGUUGUUUUAAAAUCGAGUUCAAAAAUAAACCUGAAAAUCUUUCUGCAAAUAUAUCAAAAAUUAUAUAAAGCAAAUUAGAUUCGUCUAUCUGUGGCUUAAUGACAAUUAAUUAUGCAGACGGGGCUCCAUAAUUUAAAUAAUUGAGCAGUUGGAAAUGUGCUCGAGUCAAAAAUUAUGAUAAAUUGUUUGACAUAUGCUUAAAGCCAGUUAUACAGUUGAGGCUUAAAGCCAAAUUGGUAAACUGACGUGUGAUAAACGUGCUCACAAACAGCCAAAUCUGCUGUAUGUAAUAAAUUUACAUAAAAUAAAAACUGCAACAACAACAACGAUGGAGCAGAGCAGCAACAACAACAAUGGUUACCUCAAUCCCGCGUAUGUCGGCUCAUUGAAUGCCUCUACCAUAUCCAUACCUGGUGCCUAUAAGACCCAAGCGGAAGGCCCAGCACCAUUGAAAGACCUCACUAAUGGCAUCAAAGCCAACGAGGCACAGGAGCCGCCCGCUGCAGCGGAUGCGGAGCAGGCCAAGCAACGAGAUGGCUGGAAUAAUGAUAUUGAGUUUCUCAUGUCCUGCAUUGCGCUGAGCGUGGGCCUGGGCAAUGUUUGGCGAUUCCCCUUCAUUGCCCUGGAAAAUGGGGGUGGUGCAUUCCUGAUACCCUACCUCAUUGUGCUCAUACUGGUGGGCAAGCCGGUCUACUAUUUGGAAAUGUUGCUGGGACAGUUUUCGAGUCGAGGCAGCGUCAAGGUGUACGACUUUGUGCCCAUAUUACGAGGCAUCGGCUAUGGCCAGGUGCUGGCCACAGGUAUUGUGACGACCUAUUACGCCACCCUAAUGGCGCUCACGCUGCGCUACUUUGUGGAAUCAUUUUAUCCCACAUUGCCGUGGAGCUAUUGUCGCGAAGAGUGGGGUCCCAGCUGUCUGGAUUCGGCACCACAGCAGGAGAGCGUGGUGGGUGGCAAUCAGUCAACGGUGCGCACCACCUCAGCUGAGUUUUAUUUUACCAACAUCAUUUUGCGUGAGAAGUCAAGCAUUGAUGAUGGCAUCGGUUAUCCCAGCUGGACUUUAUCUUUGACUUUGGCUGUCGCUUGGCUCAUUAUAGCGGGCAUUAUGUUCCGUGGCGUCAAAAGCUCUGGCAAGGCUUCAUACUUCCUUGCACUGUUCCCUUAUGUCGUUAUGCUCAUAUUGCUGGUGCGUGCGCUGACUCUGCCGGGUGCCACUGAUGGUGUCCUUUACUUCCUGAAGCCGCAAUGGCACAAGCUGCUCGAGCCGCAGGUCUGGUAUGCAGCUGUCACCCAGGUGUUCUUCUCGCUAGCCAUUUGCUUUGGCAAUAUAAUCAUGUAUGCCUCCUACAACCGAUUUGGCCAGAACAUAUAUAGAGAUGCCAAUAUUGUGACCACAUUGGACACCUUCACCUCGCUGCUGUCCGGUAUCAUCAUCUUUGGCAUCCUGGGCAAUCUGGCCUAUGAGAACAACACAACUGAUAUAUCGAGUGUGGUCAAUGGCGGGCCGGGCCUGGCUUUCAUAUCCUAUCCGGAUGCUAUAGCAAAGUUCAAAGUGCUGCCGCAGGUGUUCUCGGUGCUGUUCUUCCUCAUGCUCUUUGUCCUGGGCAUUGGCAGCAACGUGGGCAUGGUCUCUUGCCUGACGACCGUGCUGAAGGAACAGUUUACGCAGAUCAAACAGUGGCACAUCGUGGUCUUCAUAUCGAUUGUAGGAUAUCUGUUGGGUCUGCUAUAUAUCACACCCGGUGGACAGUUCAUACUGAAUUUGUUGGACUUCUUUGGUGCCACAUUUGUGGCCCUGGUGUUGGCCAUCUUUGAGCUGCUUGCCAUUGGCUGGGUGUACGGCGUAAAGCGUGUCUGUCGCGAUGUAGAAUUUAUGCUGGGCAUAAAGACGUCCAUCUAUUACCGCAUCUGUUGGGCCGUGAUAACACCGCUGCUAAUGUUCAUCAUACUGGUCUACAUGCUGGCGCUGUAUGAGCCACUAAAGUACAAGGACUACACCUAUCAGUCAGGCGUUUAUGUCUUUGGCUGGUGCUUGAGCGCCUUUGGCGUGGGUCAACUGCUAAUAUGGGCGGUGCCCGCGGUGAGGCGCCAACCCGUAGAGCUGGGUCUUUUGAUGCGCAUACGCAAAGCCUUUGAGCCACUGCCCAAUUGGGGGCCAGCCGACCCCAAGACCCUCAGGCGCUAUCAACUGUAUGUGGAGCAGGCGAAUGUCAGCUCAAUGUUCCAGCGCAACGGUAUCUGGCACAAAAUCUAUGACAAUAUCUUUGGUUAGCAAUAAAAAUCUGCUGUAGGGGAGUUACUCGUUUUAUGUGUGGCAAUCCGCACGACUAUGCGCUCUAUACAUCUUUGUAUAUAUAGCGUAACCCUUUUAUAAUAAAAAUCCUGGCUUAAGUGCCAAAUGUAGUCGCUGCGCCAGUUGGCCUCCAGCGAACCCUCCAACACAGUGGCAUUCAGCUAGAGAUGGGCUAACUCAAAUGGACCAACCACCUGAGCAAUACGAUAA